Molecule: messenger RNA, 1081 nt
Organism: Saccoglossus kowalevskii
Lineage: Eukaryota; Metazoa; Hemichordata; Enteropneusta; Harrimaniidae
Product: glycogen debranching enzyme-like
Biological process (GO): glycogen biosynthetic process; glycogen catabolic process
Molecular function (GO): 4-alpha-glucanotransferase activity; amylo-alpha-1,6-glucosidase activity
Source: RefSeq, a predicted model, not a curated record
UUUUGUAUAUGAAGGAUCUUCAUUUGUGCGAGCAUUAUCUCUUGGAUCAGUUCAGAUGUGUGGUAUUGUGAAAACAUCUCCAAUGCCGUCACUGUCACCAUCUUUGAAAGAUGUCCCAACAGCUGUCAAUGAAAAGACAGGGAGAAGAGAGCAGUGUGUUGUUUCCAUGGCAGCUGGAUUACCCCACUUUGCUACAGGUGUGAUGAGGUGCUGGGGGAGGGAUACUUUCAUUGCAUUUCGUGGAUUGAUGUUAGUGACAGGAAGAUGUGAAGUUGCCAGGAAUUUGAUUCUGGCAUUUGCUGGAACCCUUCGCCAUGGUCUGAUUCCCAAUCUUGUUGGUGGAGGUGCACAUGCUAGAUUCAAUGCUAGAGAUGCUGUCUGGUUCUGGCUACAAGCCAUCCAAGAUUACUGUAAUAUGGUACCAGAAGGCACUGCUAUAUUAUCUAUGCCUGUAUCCAGGAUAUUCCCAGAUGAUGAUUCUGAACCACAACCAGCAGGAUUCUCAGAAAAACAGUUAGUAGAUAUAAUUCAAGAAGUGAUGCAGAAACACAUGCAGGGUAUCAACUUUAGAGAAAGACAUGCAGGAUUUGGACUAGAUAGAAACAUGUCAAAUGAAGGAUUUGAUGUCAAAAUUUGUGUUGACAAGGAAACUGGAUUUGUGUGUGGUGGCAGUGGCAGCAAUUGUGGAACAUGGAUGGAUAAAAUGGGUGAAUCAUGUACAGCAGGAACUAAAGGGAAACCAGCAACACCACGAGAUGGGUCUGCUGUGGAGCUAGUUGGUUUAUGCAAAUCUGCAUUGCGAUGGCUUGUUGAGCUGUAUGAGCGUGGGUUAUAUCCUUAUGACAGUGUAGCAAGAUAUGUCAAUGGUAAACCUGUCAAGCUGACUUACAAAGACUGGAAUGACUUGAUACAAGAUAAUUUUGAGAAGCAUUUCUGGAUUCCAAUUGACAUAAAUAAAGUUACCAAUAAACUGGUUAAUAAGAGUGGUAUUUACAAAGACUGUGUUGGGUCAUCUCAGUGCUGGGCUGACUACCAACUCAGACCAAAUUUUGCAAUUGCAAUGGUGCUGGUGAGUGGAUAA